Panicum virgatum (switchgrass) is the source of this 2475-nucleotide messenger RNA. RefSeq names its product protein FAR1-RELATED SEQUENCE 6-like. Gene Ontology annotation, molecular function: transposase activity; DNA binding. Gene Ontology annotation, biological process: DNA transposition. Bases 45 to 1280 code for a protein of 411 amino acids. Lineage: Eukaryota; Viridiplantae; Streptophyta; Magnoliopsida; Poales; Poaceae. The transcript is spliced from 3 exons. The record is from RefSeq and is a predicted model, not a curated record.
AUGAUUUGCAGGCACCAGACUCUGAUGGUGAAGGUCAGAUUAGGAUGGGGUUCAAGUCAUUCAGGGCAGUGGAUAUGCAGAACCCAACAUUUAAGGUGGGAAUGUUGUUUGAGACAGUUGAGCAGCUAAGGAAGGCAAUCACAGAAUAUAGUUUGAAGGAGAGGGUUGAGAUAAAAAUGCCAAGAAAUGAGAAGAAAAGGCUAAAGGCACACUGUGCAGAUGGAUGUCCUUGGGGACUUUAUGCUUCACAUGAUAGUAGAGCUAAUGGGCUAGUGGUGAAAACAUAUUGUGGUCAACAUAAUUGUCAGAAACAUUGGGUCCUCAAGAGGUGCACCUCAAAAUGGCUUGCAGAAAAGUACCUAGAAUCAUUUAGAGCAGAUCAAAAGAUGUCACUGAGCAAUUUUGCUAGAGUUGUUCAAAAGGAUUGGAACAUGACACCAUCAAGGUCUAAGCUUGCAAGAGCUAGAAGACUUGCAAUGAAAGAGGUACUUGGUGAUGAGGUAGAGCAAUACAAGUUGCUUUGGGACUAUGGACAUGAAUUGAGGAGGAGCAACCCUGGGAGUAUCUUCUACCUUAACCUGAAUGGAAACAUAUUUAGCACCUUGUACCUGUCACUUGAUGCUUGCAAAAGAGGUUUUUUGAGUGCUUGCAGACCUAUCAUAUGCCUCGAUGGAUGCCACAUCAAGACUAAAUAUGGUGGACAAAUUCUGACUGCAGUUGGUAUGGAUACUAACGACUGUAUCUUUCCAAUUGCAUUUGGGAUUGUUGAGGUAGAGUCACUAGCUUCAUGGAAAUGGUUCCUGCAGACUCUGAAAGAAGAUCUUGGCAUUGACAACACAAUUCCAUGGACAAUUAUGACAGACAAGCAAAAGGGUCUUAUCCCAGCCGUGCAGCAAGUGUUUCCAGAUUCAGAGCAUAGGUUCUGCGUUAGACACCUGUACUCUAACUUUCAGAUGCACUUCAAAGGUGAAAAUUUGAAAAAUCAGUUGUGGGCUUGUGCACGGUCUAGCAAUGUAGUUCAGUGGAACAAAAACAUGGAAAUGAUGAGGGAGCUAGACUCUGCAGGUCAUAAAUGGUUACAGCAGAUGCCACCACAAACAUGGGUUAGAGCAUUCUUUAGUACUUAUCCCAAAUGUGACAUCCUACUAAACAACAACUGUGAGGUCUUCAAUAAAUACAUCCUGGAUGCAAGAGAAAUGCCUGUACUUAGCAUGUUAGAACAGAUCAAAUCUCAGUUGAUGACAAGGCACUAUAACAAAGGGAAAGAUGUUGGAGAUUAAUGGGAUGGACCUAUAUGCCCCAAGAUUAGAAAGAAGUUGCAGAAAAAUACUGAAUUUGCUAACAUUUGCUAUGCUCUACUUGCUGGAAAGGGUGUUUUUGAGGUGCAGAGCAAAACCAACAAGUAUAUUGUUGACAUUUUCCUAAAGAAGUGUGACUGCAGAAGGUGGGAUCUCACUGGCAUACCAUGCUCACAUGCCAUAUCAUGCUUGAUGCAUGAAAGAAUCCCUCCUGAGUCAGUGGUUAAUGAAUGCUACUCCUCAGCUAGCUUCAUGAUGGCAUAUGGUAACACCAUUUGGCCAUGCAAGGAUAAGAGUGCCUGGGUGAAAGUUGAUGCAAGUGAAGUGCUCCCACCUGUUUAUGAGAAAAAGGUUGGUAGGCCACCCAAAUCAAGAAGGAAACAACCAUAUGAAAUUCAAGGUCCAAGUGGUCCUAAGCUGACAAAGCAUGGGAUCAUCAUCACCUGCAGGUACUGUGGGAAAUCUGGGCACAACAGAGCUACUUGUGAUCUUAGAAAGCAAAGGAAAGAGUCUGCUGGUUCAGCACUUCCAGAUGAGGAAAUACCUGCCAAUUCUGCCGGCUAAGGUAGUAGUGCUGGGCAAGCUAGUGCUGGGCAAGAGUAUGCUGAUUCAGCACUCCCAGAUGAGGAAAUUACACAUGUUGAACCAAUUAUAUCCCAGGUGUCCAUGUUUGUGGACGACACUGGUGGGCCCUUGUUCUCCCAGCUAAGCUCUACAAUGGCUUCUCAAAUGAUGGCAGAGUCUGCACAAACAAGAACAAUUGAAGCACAACCUUUGCCAGAGCCAUCUUUCAUUGUGCCCAAUAUCCCAGCAGCAAGACCAAUGCCUCCUACUACAGCAACAAAGGCUAGAAGAUCAAGGGCAAGCAAGCGCAAGACCAAUGCACCAAAAAAGGCUAAAUCUCCAAAGAAGGCAAAGGCUCCAAAGAAUGAUGCAUGAAGGCACACUUCAAAGCUUUUGUAUAGCAGGACCAUAAACAAUGCCAUAGUUCUUGCAGUGACUGUGAUGCUUUUGUAUAGCUACAUCACAUACUUUUGUGACUGUGAUGCUUUUGUAUAGCUACAUCACAUACUUUUGUUGGUCUUUUACCAUCUCAUGCUAAUGCUAGGGUUGUGCUCACAAUGUCAUUACUGAAUGUGUGAUGAAUGCAGUAACCAGUUACAUAUUUGGAUGAAAA